This is a messenger RNA of Raphanus sativus (radish), 1425 nucleotides long. Its product is annotated as probable transcription factor At1g11510. Lineage: Eukaryota; Viridiplantae; Streptophyta; Magnoliopsida; Brassicales; Brassicaceae. The record is from RefSeq and is a predicted model, not a curated record. Bases 69 to 1307 code for a protein of 412 amino acids. Gene Ontology annotation, biological process: regulation of DNA-templated transcription. Gene Ontology annotation, cellular component: nucleus. The transcript has a single exon.
GUAGUGGUAGUGAAAAGGAAACACCAGUUUCGACCUCUCAAAGUCCCCCAAAGACAAAAACCCUAAAGAUGUCAAAGAAACGUUUCAAUCCGUUGGAAGAUCCGCCGAAUGCAUCAUCAAGCGACGAAGACAACGACGAGAUGGAGGCGGCAGGAAACUCUUCCUCGGAAGAAGAAACUGACGAUGAUGAGUCAUCCUUGAAGAAACCAGAGUCUGCUCCUCCGGAGAAGAAGCAUCAACCUUCCGAUUCCGGGUCCGGAUCCGGAUCCGGGUCCGAUGAAGAAACCGAUUCCGAUUCUCAAACCGAGAGAAAGAGCUCCUCCGCUGUUAAAUCCCUCACCACUGGAACGAAGGACUCAGCGGUGGCGGUGGCGGCGAAGAAGAAUCACGAUUCCGACAAAAAGGUGAAACCUUUGACGAAGUGUUCGACAAAGAAGCGUUCUUUGAGUGAUACAGAUGGAGCAGCAGCUGAAGCCAAGAAGGCCAAGACUACUGUUACAGGAGAAGAGUCGGCGAAGAAGUCCUAUUUCCAACGCGUCUGGAGCGAAGAAGAUGAGAUUGCUGCUUUGCAAGGGCUUAACGAUUACAGAGACGAGACUGGUGCGAGUCCUUACGAUGACACGAACGCGUUUUAUCUGUCUGUGAAGAAAUCUAUCAGCUUUGAUGUUAGUAAAACCCAACUCUUGAAGAAGCUUUGGGGUUUGAAGACCAAGUAUGAGAACAAUCUUGGUAAGGAGAAGAACGGAGAGGAGGUGGCGUUUUCUAAGCCUCACGAUCGAAAGGCCUUUGAUUUGUCCAAGUUGUUUUGGGGAGGUGAUGGGGUGGCUUUGGAUUCUGCUGUCAAGUCCAAUGGGAAGAAGUCGAAGAAGAGCAGUAACUCGAAGAAAGUCGAGGAGGAGUCAGAGAAGGUGGCUUUGGAUUCAGCUAAUGGGAAGUCGAAGAAGAGCAGUUCGAAGAAAGUCGAUCCCGAGAAGAAAGAGCUAGUUUCUUCUUCUUCGCCCAAUGGUAAAAGCUGUGAAGAAGAGGUGGUUACUACUAAUAAACGAGAAGCUUCUCCAUUGGGUAUUGUUGCGGAAGUGGAUGCUGCGUUUGAGAAGUCUGGUCUUGUUAAGGCAGUAGCGCGUUUUGGCGUGGGUGAUAUUACUGCACAGCAAGGUUGGAGUAGGCUUGCCUUAGAGGAUAAGAAGAGAUUCGAGGAGGAGUGGAAAGUCUUGCAGCUUAGGGAGCUCGAGCUCUAUUCCCAGAAGAGCGGUUUCAUUCAUGAGGUUGUAGCAAAGAUGGCUGAAUCAUUUCAACCAAACCCUUAAAGACAUGUGAUUUUGGUUCUGCCGUUUUUAUGUUUUGUCCUUUCUAUUGAUUCUUGAAGUGUUCAUUUUGGAAUAUUUGCGGAUUUAUUAAUAUCAGAAAUCAAGUUUUAAGCUAAAA